AUGUAUAUAAAUGGUCCUCAGUCAACGAAGAGUUUGAUGAAAUUUUGGAGAUCUAUGAAACGGCAUAUCAACUUCAUCAGCUGCGAUAAUAUUGCUUAUUUAGCUGCGUUUUUAAUGAACCAAGCCGUUUUCCAAGCGAUGCCUUCGAUCUAUAACAAAACACCAUUACUUAAACAAAUAUUCAACCACGCCACUUCCGCACAAGUAUUUGUUAAAUAUGAAUGCUUGCAGCCUAGUGGAAGUUUUAAAAGUAGAGGAAUUGGUCAUUUGAUUUCCAAGAGAGCAAAAGAUAUCCAAGGUGACGGUAGAAAAUCUCCGCACGUCUUUUCCAGUUCUGGAGGGAAUGCAGGAUAUGCAGCAGCCGUAGCGGCCCAAAAAUUAAAUUUACCAUGCACUGUAGUGAUUCCCACAACAACGAAGCAAAGAAUGGCAGAUAAGAUAAGAGGAUGCGGCGCUAACGUGGUUGUUCAGGGUUCGCAUUGGAAAGAAGCAGACUCCCAUUUGAAAAAUAUUUUGCAAAAUCAGGUAAAUAUGGCAAUACUUGAACCUAUUUAUGUCCACCCCUUCGAUAAUCCUACUAUUUGGGAAGGACAUGCAUCUAUCGUUGAUGAAAUAAUUAGCAGUCUAAAAAAUGAAAAUACAGCCCUAAACAGAGUAAAGGGAAUUGUUUGCAGCGUCGGCGGUGGUGGUCUGUAUAAUGGUAUUAUCCAGGGGUUAGAAAAAUACAACCUAGCUAAUAAAAUCCCUCUUUUGGCCGUAGAGACAAAAGGAUGCCAUGUUUUGAACACUUCUUUGCAGGUAGGUCAAUGCGUUGAAUUUAAUAAAAUGAAUAGUGUAGCUACUUCCUUAUGCACUAGUCAAAUAUCUUCCCGGACUCUUGACUACGUGCAGAAAUAUGGCUCUAAAUCGAUUGUUUUGGAGGAUAAGGAAGUCUUACAGACUUGCUUGAAAUAUGCUGAGAAUUUCAAUAUGAUUACUGAACCAGCUUGUGGUGCAAGUCUCCAUCUGGGGUACCACCCUCAACUAAUUGAAAGGGCAUUGGGUAAAAAUUUGGACAAAGACGAUGUCAUAAUCGUCAUUGCCUGUGGCGGUUCUUCUAACACAAUACUUGAUUUGGAAGAGUCUCUUGCCAAAUUAGAAGAAGCACCGCAUUUAUCUAUAAGACGAAAUGCUACUCCCUCAUUAGAACAUGAAAAUAUCAUUUAUCCAAAACGUGCUCAGGUGGCCUCGUAA
This is a messenger RNA of Zygosaccharomyces rouxii, 1233 nucleotides long. RefSeq names its product serine/threonine dehydratase family protein. The record is from RefSeq and is a predicted model, not a curated record. The transcript has a single exon. Lineage: Eukaryota; Fungi; Ascomycota; Saccharomycetes; Saccharomycetales; Saccharomycetaceae. Gene Ontology annotation, biological process: L-threonine catabolic process; L-serine catabolic process. Bases 1 to 1233 code for a protein of 410 amino acids. Gene Ontology annotation, molecular function: L-serine ammonia-lyase activity; pyridoxal phosphate binding; threonine deaminase activity.